This is a messenger RNA of Danio rerio (zebrafish), 1792 nucleotides long. The record is from RefSeq and is a predicted model, not a curated record. NCBI's taxonomy places the organism in Eukaryota, Metazoa, Chordata, Actinopteri, Cypriniformes, Danionidae.
UAUUGCUCGACUCCUCCCAUAGCAACCACUCAUGCAAACCAGCAGAGGCUCUGGAGUGGAGCAGACAGAAGCGCACGUGAAAUCUCUCCAAUACACACACACACACACACACACACACACACACACUGCCGCCAAAUGCGCAUCCGUGAGCCGGGAUAGAGAGAUCCGCGAGCCUCCGCCAUGGACGAUAGAUUCCACCGGGCGGCUCGGGACGGGCACCUGCUGCUGCUGAAAGAAGCGACGCGCAAACACUUGAACGCGCCGGAUGAGGAUGGCAUGACGCCGACGCUUUGGGCCGCGCAGCACGGCAACGUGGACGCGCUCAGGCUCAUAGUGGGACGAGGAGGUGAUCCAGAUAAAUGUGAUAUUUGGGGAAACACUCCUCUUCAUCUGGCAGCAGCAAACGGUCACCUGAGCUGUCUGUCCUUUCUGGUGUCAUUCGGCGCAAAUGUUUGGUGUCUGGACAAUGAUUACCACACACCGCUGGACAUGGCGGCCUCCAGGAGCCACAUGGACUGUGUUCGAUAUCUGGACUCGAUCGCCGCCAAACAAAUCACCAUUAAUCCUAAGUUGGUGAGCAAACUGAAGGAGCGAGGCUUUCGCAAUGCAGAGAAGCGCAUCAGGAACUGUGAGAAACUACAGCGCAAGCAUCACCAGCGCAUGGAGAGACAUUUCAUGAGGGAAAGUGCUGCAUUGGAUACGUCGGAUACCAUGAGUUACAGCAGCUUCAGCAGCACGUUGAGUCGACGGAUGCCUCAGUUUAACACGCUUGACUCUAUGACAUACUCACAGGCAACGCUUCAGUCCACGGCUAGAGGCCGGACAAAGAUUCAGCGGAAACUUGAGAAGAAGAAGCAAGUUGAAGGAACGUUCAAGAUUUCUGAAGACGGGCGAAAGAGUGUUCGUUCCCUCUCUGGUCUUCAACUAGGAAAUGAUGUGAUGUUUUUGAAGCAGGGAACAUUUGUGGACAGACGCCAUCAGUCCAGCCCUCGACUCAACAUCCGCAACAUGUUUUCUGGUAAAUCGGACAUCAGGCUGGAGGAUGUAGAUGAUGAGGAAGACACUGUGUCCAGAGCGCUCAGUGAUCCGGGUCUAUAUGAGGCUGCUUACUCUGAAAUCAGCACAGAUUCAGGACGAGACUCUUUAUUCAACCGCCCGGGACUCGGGACGAUGGUUUUCCGUAGGAAUUAUGCGACUGAUGGGGUUUUCCGGACAGGACGGGGUGAGGGCAGUGUGGCAGGGAGUGAACCGGUGGGACGGGCCCCGAACAUCCACUUACGGGGUCGACUGCCGCUUCGGUCACCCAGUCUGGAUGAAGUCAGCAUUGGCAGCUCUCUGAGCCUCCAGGAGAAGAACUUGCAGGAUUUGCCAUGGGAGGAAGGAGACCUGGGUCUGGAGGAGGAGGACGAUGAGCUUCAGCCUUCAUCUGCUCCUCUGGAAGUGUUUCUGGCGUCUCAGGGACUCAGUGAUUACGUCUCCAUCUUCCAGCGAGAGCAGAUGGAUCUGGAGGCGUUACUCUUGUGCUCGGAGCAGGACCUCAUCAGCAUCCACAUCCCACUCGGACCACGCAAAAAACUCCUGGAUGCGUGCAGGAGACGCAACAGUGUUAUGGAGGAAGCUGAGGGCAUGCUGGACACCACGCUGUGAAAGAAUACAAUCCCUGUUUUUUCCCCACACCUCCUUGGUCCCCUCCUUUCUCCUUGCGCAAUGAAACAAACAGAUUUGUUUCCUACAGCGCUGCCUUCAUAAGCAGAAGAUGUUCAAAUGUGUGAGUACAUGGUGCGAUGUUUUA